GCUGCCUAAAGCGGCUCUCCUGGCUCCAAGCUAACCGACUUUAGUCAAUGGAGCUCCGGGCCGGCUACUGGAAAAGCCCCCGGAGGCCCCGAAGCUACAGCAGCCUGGUAUACGAGAAAGGCGGAUUUUGAUGCAGUUCCACUAGCCGAAAAGUGUAUGUUUUUUAUGAGCCGGAUUAUGGGGAACUUUUUAGGAGGAAGCUUCGCGAAACGGUUAGCCGCCAUAUGCUAACUAGCUCGGCGAAGUUAGCCUCGCUAGCCGGCUCGUAAAUGUUCAUUUUCUCCCGUUUCUCAUUCCGACGGUCGCAGAGACGUGUGACACGGACUGGUUUACACUGAAUUCCGCGCUCCGACGCUAAAGUCUCCCUUUUGUUUUGUCGCUAUCAACGGCCGCGUCGUCGUCGUCGCUCCUCCUCCCGGUAAUGUUCGAAAUGGAGACCCACGUCUCGUGCCUUUUCCCCGAGAUCCUGGCCAUCAUCUUCAGCUACCUGGACGUGAAAGACAAGGGCCGGGUGGCCCAAGUGUGCGCGGCCUGGAGGGACGCGUCGUACCACAAGUCGGUGUGGCGGGGGGUGGAAGCCAAGCUGCACCUCCGCCGGGCCAACCCGUCCCUCUUCCCGAGCCUGCAGACCCGAGGGAUCAAAAAGGUCCAGAUCCUGAGCCUGAGGCGCAGCCUGAGCUACGUGAUCCAGGGCAUGUCCCACAUCGAGAGCCUGAACCUGUGCGGCUGCUUCAACCUGACCGACAACGGGCUGGGUCACGCCUUCGUGCGGGACAUCCCGUCGCUGCGGGUGCUCAACCUCAGCCUCUGCAAGCAGAUCAGCGACUCCAGCCUGGGCCGCAUCGCCGAGUACCUGAAGAACUUGGAGGUUCUGGAGCUGGGCGGCUGCAGCAACAUCACCAACACGGGGCUCCACCUGGUGGCCUGGGGCCUGCACCGGCUCAAGAGCCUCAACCUGCGCAGCUGCCGCCACGUGUCGGACGUGGGCAUCGGGCACCUGUCGGGCGUGACGCGCGGCACCGCCGAGGGCUGCCUGGCGCUGGAGAAGCUCACCCUGCAGGACUGCCAGAAGCUGACGGACCUGUCGCUCAAGCACGUGGCCAAGGGCCUGGGCGGGCUCAAGGUGCUCAACCUGAGCUUCUGCGGCGGCAUCUCGGACGCCGGCAUGAUCCACGUGUCGCGCAUGAGCCGCCUGGGCAGCCUCAACCUGCGCUCGUGCGACAACAUCAGCGACACGGGCAUCAUGCACCUGGCCACGGGCUCGCUGCGCCUGUCGGGCUUGGACGUGUCCUUCUGCGACAAGAUCGGCGACCAGAGCCUGGCGUACGUGGCGCAGGGCCUCUACCGCCUCAAGUCGCUGUCGCUGUGCUCGUGCCACGUGAGCGACGACGGCGUCGACCGCAUGGUGAGGCACAUGCACGAGCUCAAGACGCUCAACAUCGGCCAGUGCGUGCGCAUCACCGACCGGGGCCUGGAGCUCAUCGCCGACCACCUGACGCAGCUCGCCGGCAUCGACCUGUACGGCUGCACCAAGAUCACCAAGCGGGGCCUGGAGAGGAUCACGCAGCUGCCCUGCCUCAAGGUGCUCAACCUGGGCUUGUGGCAGAUGACGGACAGCGAGCGCGUCAGGUGAAAAGGAAAGAAGGAAGGAAGGAAGGGACGCCCGACCGACUUACUUCGGUGGUUCUGGUUCUGGGUCUCCGCCUCCCGUUGCCCGCUCCGGCGCAUUCCAAAAACCGUGUUCGGCUCGUUGAAGGCUCUUCUUGACUGUCCAAAUGUUGUUUUUUUUUUUAACCCUUUUCACAAUAAGGACAUGUGUCCCGCUGUCAAAGGUUCAGGGUUUGAAUCUCAUCAAUGACUUCCCCGGUAGUCUUUUUUUUUUUUUUUUAACAACUUCAUUCGUUUCAAAAUACGAGUCUCAUCGGCCGGGAUAAACUCGGGCGGACGGCCAGCCUUGCAAACGUGAAAUUCGGUUUUGCCUCUCCCAAAAAUAUUUCCAAUAUCUGGUAAUGUAAAUCUUUGACCUGCAACAUCGUUUCCCCGAGACUUUUGCAAUUUAUGUGUUCGGGGUUUCUCGUUACAUAUCUAAAAUUCGUACGCGGGUAUCUGGAACACUUGUUUGAGAUCCAUAAUUCUUUUAAUUACGGUCUGAGAUUUAACGUCAUUCACCCCAAUUUAAAGGCAUAUACACGCACGUCCCUUUUCAGAUAUCUUGUGCGGUUUUAAAGAGGCAAAAUGAAGUUGUAGGUAGCUGCGACUGCAAUUACGAUGAGUCAGACUCAAAUUGUAGAUGUCUUAAACUGCAAGAACUCAUUUGUUGCCGAUCAACUACUCACAAACAUGUUGAAUUCCAAUUUCUCAAAAUGUAAUUACUUGGUCGAGUCAGGAAAACUUUGUUGCUAUCGACUACGGUAAACGCGGAGAGUCAAAAUGAUCUUUUAAAAGUGAAGAAGGCUCGCCGGGAUCUUGACGUGGAAACGCAGCAAGGAAAAUGGAUCCAAUGGUGCACGGGUGUCAAACUCAUUGUUGUCACGGGCCACGUCGUCGUUACGAUUUCCCUCUCAGGCCCGUUACGAUGAAACCAGAGAAAUCAUGAAUCGUGAUACAUUCAAUUUAUGAACUACUUUUGUAAUCAGAAAUCAAGUGUAAUGGGUUUUUCAAACAUUCUUCAUGUUUGGUAACAAAAAUAUCUAUCAUUUAUGAUAUAUGACAAUUUGAAAUGUUGGGACACAUUUUCAAAAGAGUCACAGACUUUGACGCCGAUGAUUUGCCUUCGCGGGCCGCAUAAAAUUAUGUGGCGGGCCGGAUCUGCCCCCCCCCCCGGGCCUCGGGUUUGACACCAGUGCGCUCGCGGUUACAGCAGGUGUGCCUCGGAGUCAAAUGUUCAGGGUUCGAUCGCCACCUCUUGCCUUCCCGCGUGGAGUUUGCACGCACUUGUGUGGGUUUCCCGCAGGUGAUCCAACUGACUCCCGCCCACUUUCAAAAAAUUUUUCCAUAUUCGCUUGCAUAUCCCCGUUUGUCCCUCUGCGCUCCGAUUGGCCGGCGACCAGUCAAGGGCGUGCCCCGCCUCUCGCCCCAAAUCUGCCACAGCGACUUUUGUGUGUCUCGAUGUUUCGCUACCUCACACACACACACAGCAGUGCCUACAGCGCAGUACUAAAAAUGACGACGUCUAUUUUUGCAACCCCAGCACUAAUCCUGCUUUUUAUACAAGUUAAAAAAAAAAUUAAAAAUCGUGGUAAUAAUAACACAUAGGCAUUUUCAUUCUUAAGGCUGCUGUAGCUGCUGGAAUUUUUACUCCUUUACUGGCUUGGCUGAUGUAUAUUUUGGGUAUUGAAUAUUUUUGUACUUCAAAUUGAAGUUGUUUUAAAAUGAACAUGUACAAGGCAAUGACAAAGGAAAAAAAAAAAAACCUACCACAGUACUGCCGCCUAGUGGUUGACAGCUGCAAAGGCUUUUAUGCAAUUAAGUAAAAAAAUGUAUUAAAUCUCAUUAGUGUAUUUUUCUCAUUAAGGAGUUUUUUUGGGCUCGAGAGUAGUAUUUGUUUUUAAAGAAUGAAAAAAAUAACAGUAAUUUAAGAUGUUUUAUAUUCAUACUGUAGCGCUAUUUAUGA
Molecule: messenger RNA, 3613 nt
Organism: Syngnathoides biaculeatus (alligator pipefish)
Lineage: Eukaryota; Metazoa; Chordata; Actinopteri; Syngnathiformes; Syngnathidae
Product: F-box/LRR-repeat protein 14-like
Exons: 1
Coding region: 422-1633 (403 amino acids)
Biological process (GO): SCF-dependent proteasomal ubiquitin-dependent protein catabolic process
Cellular component (GO): SCF ubiquitin ligase complex
Molecular function (GO): protein binding
Source: RefSeq, a predicted model, not a curated record